CUCAAGUGCUACAAGAGGGAAUUUAAGAGGGCAGCUAGAGGUGAGCCUGCAGGUACACGGGGAGCAUCUGAACAGAUCCGAUCAGAAUCAUGCAGGCUCUUUUGGUGUUUUUCGUGUUCUUUGGAGCUUUAUCUGUGGAAGGAGAAGUCCUGAAUGAACUGAAUUCACUUAUCACAUUUUCACCUGAGACAGAUGUUUCAUCCUCACAGCAUCAACCACUGGAUUCUUCAUCUGCACCUACAGAUGAAAAGAGAACCAAUGAAGCACAAAGAACAAGGCAAGUAAGCGACACUGCCACAGAUACGCAGUCAGUCAUGGGGCGAACCGAGGCUGUGUGGGUGGAGCUCAAUGCUGUGUUGGAGAGAUGGGGCGGAGCCGCAGGGAAACUAAAUGCAGUCUUGAGGGAACUCAGGGAGGAGAAAAGACGCCUCAUGGACCAAGGGGAAGAACAGAAAGCAAAGAAAAAGGAAGAGGAUGAUGAAGAAGAAGAAGAAGAUGAUGAUGAUGAUGCGGAAGAAGAAGAGGAGGAGGAGGAAGAAGAAGAAGAGGAGGAGGAGGGAAAGGAAGAAGAGGCAGCCGAAGAGGAGGAGAAUGAUGCAUCUAACAGCACUUCGACCCAAGACUCAUUACCAGAAGGCUGCCAACUGGCAGAAAGUCGAAUAUCCUGCAAGCAGAUUGGCUUGUCCCACCUGCCAGUCAUCACAAACCUGGAAGUCACCAUCCUUGAACUGCCUGGAAAUAACUUAACAAGAAUUCCUCCUCGUGGUUUUUCCGAACUGCCAAAUCUUGAAGAGCUUGACCUAAGUUUGAACAAGCUGGACGACUCUUCUUUCGGCCAAAGUCUUUUCAUGAAUUUGACAAAGCUGAAGAGUCUGAAACUUGACAGCAAUGAACUUACAACAAUUCCACGCUUGCCAUCUUCUUUGGAGGAUCUAAAGAUAAACAACAAUAAAAUAAACCAACUGGCUUCACACAGCUUCAAAGGCCUGCCUAACCUAAAAGUCUUAGAACUGACAGGAAACAUUCUCUAUGAGGGCAGCAUUGCACCCUGGGCUUUCAAACCUCUGAAGGCACUCAAGUUUUUACGACUGAAUAAAAACAGAUUCAGUGCUAUCCCAGCAGACUUGCCCCCAUCUAUAGAGGACCUGAGGUUGCAGGACAAUCAAAUAGUGGAGGUGCAGGACAGGCUUUUGGAUAAGUGUGUCCACCUGAAGGUGUUAGAUCUCAGUCACAACCUCCUAAAAGAGAACAGCAUCUACCCUGAGGCCUGGAUCAACCUGCCGAAGCUGGAAACUCUUGACCUGUCCCAUAACCAGAUGGCAGUGGUGCCCUCAGAUCUGCCCAGGGCCUUGCGCCAACUCUCCCUGCAGCACAAUCACAUUCACUCCAUUCCUCCAUACUCACUGAGUCACCUCCGCCCAGGCUUACAGUCCCUACGCCUCUCCCACAACCUGUUAGAAGAGCACGGCGUGCUGGGGAAGUCAUUUCGUGGUGUUUAUCAAACUCUGGUGGAGUUACACUUGGACAACAACAGGUUUGAGAGGGUGCCACACAAUAUGCGCCACUUCAAGAACCUCAAACUACUGCAUCUAGACCAUAACCGUAUAAGCUCUGUCCCAGUGAAAUCUAUCUGUAAGUUUAAGAGGACUGAGGAUUCUCCACUGUCAACUGUCCAUUUACAGUACAACUACAUCAAUGUAAAGAAAAUCCCUCGUGCUGCUUUCUCCUGCAUUCAGGAUUCCAGUGGGAUCAUACUGGAGCCCCAGAGACAAACACAGGUCUACUAACAGAAAC
Messenger RNA from Sinocyclocheilus grahami, 1794 nucleotides. RefSeq names its product extracellular matrix protein 2. Gene Ontology annotation, biological process: positive regulation of cell-substrate adhesion; extracellular matrix organization. Bases 90 to 1787 code for a protein of 565 amino acids. Gene Ontology annotation, cellular component: extracellular matrix. Lineage: Eukaryota; Metazoa; Chordata; Actinopteri; Cypriniformes; Cyprinidae. Gene Ontology annotation, molecular function: heparin binding; collagen V binding; protein binding. The transcript has 10 exons. The record is from RefSeq and is a predicted model, not a curated record.